AUGCACAGCUCGAAAGUCGUGCUCUCGACAGCUGGCCGACUAUCUUAUUACCAUGCCCCAUCUACCGUAGCCCUCUGGGGCGAGACAAUUGGGCAUAGAUGGAGGAGAGUGGUGGAAGAGACCCCCGACAAGCAAUUUGUCAUUUUUCCAAGGCAAAACAAGCGACAGACCUACGAGCAGGCGUACAAACAGAGCACGAAGCUGGCCGCCUCCCUGCUCGGUCUCGGCCUCAAACCCGGGGAUCGAGUCGGACUCUGGGGCCCAAACUACCUCGAAUGGGCCGAGACACAUUUCGCGUGUGCACAGGCCGGACUCGUACUCGUGAAUGUCAACCCGUUCUAUCGAGCCCCAGAGCUGGAGUACGCCCUCAAGAAGGUCGGCUGCACGGCGUUGAUCACCCCGGCAAAAUAUAGGAAUUCCGAUUAUUACAGCUACUUCGAAGAGGUCGUCCCCGAAAUCGCCGCCAAACCCCAGGGCCAGGGAGCGGUCACGAGUCACAACCUGCCCACCCUCAAGCACUUGAUCGUCUUCGACGCUGAAGACCCCGGCAAGAAGUUCAGCGGAGCCUGGAACUACGCGGAGCUGCUGUCCGGAGGAGCGGGAAGUAGUCAGGAAAAACAGUUGGAGGAGAUCGCCGAGAAUACACACUUUGAUCGGCCGUUUAAUAUCCAGUUUACGAGCGGCACCACCGGCUCCCCAAAAGCCGUCACCCUGUCCCACUUCAACGUGCUGAACAACGCCAGGCUGCUGGGGUUGAAGUCGGGAUUUGACAAAACGAAAGAGGUGAUCUGCGUGCCGAACCCGCUCUACCAUACGUUUGGCUGUGUGGCCGGGUUGUUGAAUGGAAUGGUGCAUCGGCAGACCCUCGUCUUCCCCAGCGAGACGUUCAGCGCCGGCGCCGCGCUUAAAGCUAUCCAGAGCGAAAAGGCGACGUUCGUCUACGGCACCCCUACGAUGUUCAUCGACAUGCUCAACCACGAGACGUUCGCCAAUACCGACGUCUCGUCGGUUAGCGGGGCCUAUAUCUCGGCCGCCCCAAUCCCGAAGCCCCUCCUCGAGCGAAUGUUGGACAAGAUGGGGCUGCACAGACUGAUGGUACUGUACGGGUGCACGGAGACGAGCCCGGUGAUUACGGCUGCCAGACUCGAGCAGACGCCGCAGGAACGAAUCCGGAAUUCUGGGUACCCGCUGGAUCAUACCGAGACAGCCGUCGUGUGUCCCCAGACGCGUCUGCCAGUGCCACGUGGCUCUCGUGGGGAACUGGUAACGCGAGGUUUUCACGUGAUGAGCGGUGGCUAUUGGAAUGACGCGGAAAAGACGAGGGAGGCCGUGUGCGCGCAGGGAUGGUACAGGACUGGCGAUAUCGCGGUGAUGCAACCAGAUGGCGGCGUUCAGAUUGUCGGCCGGCUGAAGGAUAUGAUUAUUCGAGGCGGCGAAAACGUGUAUCCGACCGAGAUCGAGACGUGCCUCUUCAAACACCCGGCAAUCGCUGAUAUUCAUGUGAUCGGCGUGCCAGACGCACGCCUUGGCGAAGAGGUGUGCGCCUGGGUGAGGCUGCAGACCGGCAAGAAGUUUACGGCCGACGAGUUGAAGGAGUACUGCAAGGAUAAGAUGGCCCGCCACAGUAUCCCGCGCUACAUUCUCUUCAAAACCGAGGCCGAUUUCCCGUUGACGGCCACCGGAAAAGUGCAGAAAUUCGAGAUGCGGAAAAUUACGAAGAAGGAGCUCGGGCUCGACAAGGUCGAGACCCAUUUCAACGAGGAA
Mesorhabditis spiculigera is the source of this 1764-nucleotide messenger RNA. The record is from the annotation of a GenBank genome assembly. Lineage: Eukaryota; Metazoa; Nematoda; Chromadorea; Rhabditida; Rhabditidae.